Messenger RNA from Rubroshorea leprosula, 3434 nucleotides. NCBI's taxonomy places the organism in Eukaryota, Viridiplantae, Streptophyta, Magnoliopsida, Malvales, Dipterocarpaceae. The record is from the annotation of a GenBank genome assembly.
ACAAAAUAUUCUCCAGAAGUAACAAAAUGAAGAUUAUUCCUACAAAACACUUGUUCCAUUUUUCUUGCCUUCUUGUUUUUUGCAGGCUGCUCUUGCUGGAGUUGGCAUUGGCUCAAAACACGACGGCUACCGCAACCAUUCCAGUGAGUGUGGGUGUGGUUCUUGACAUGCAUAUGUGGGUUGGGAAGCUGGGGGUGAGUUGUGUAGUGGUGGUAGACAGAGGUCAUGAGAUAUCAGAGAAGUCACGUACCUCACAACUGUCUGAGGUGCAUAACCUCGGACGGCCGGAACCGCUCCCAGCAUUUAGCUACCUUGACUUGAUUGAGGAGCAACGAGCUCGGUCGAAUUCGAGCUCGUCCCCUCUGUUCCCGCUCCACAGUAGCUCUGUAUGCACACAAAUUCCUCAUGAGAAAUACUUGCGAUGGUUGACACGCAUUGCCCUGCCCAGUUCCACCCCAAUCCCAACCCCCUUUAAUACCAACAUCAUCCAAGAACCAUACCCCUCUAGAUUCAGAAUGCCUCAGUUUGAGACAUACGAUGGCACUAAGGACCCUGAUGACCACUUACACGCAUUCUGCUCCGUUAUGCAAGUUAAGAAAGCCUCAGAUGCCUUAAUGUGCAAAAUAUUCCCUUCUACAUUGCGUGGAAACGCUCGGACUUGGUACUACAAUGUGCAGCCGAACUCAAUCAGCUCCUACGCCGAGCUGGCGGCAUCUUUUACAACGAAGUUCUCAAUACUGGAGAUCGGCUCAUUUAAUCAGGCUGUGGGACUAGCCGCCAUAAUCCAAGGUCUUAAGCAUGAGAGGUUCCGAGAUAGCCUAAUAAAGCACCCCCUACCACGUUUGAUGAAGCUAAUGAAAGACCUUGGAAGUUUAUUCAAGCCGAGGAAUACACCUUAUCCGGCAAGCCAACUCCAAGUAAAGAGGUCAGACCUUCGACGUGGAGAGAUGACAGGCAGAACAAGAGAUUCAAAGCCACUCAUAACCGAGCGCGUCCUUGUAGACACAGGAAGUGCUCCGGACAUCAUGUACUAUCACUGCUUCAAAAGCCUUGGCCUUGACCCUACUUUCUUACAGAAGUAUGAUGGCCCCAUCUACAGAUUCAAUAAUCAACCAGUGCCUGUGGAAGGAAUCCUCAAACUCGAUGUAGCAUUUAGUUUAGUGGCGAUUUUGAAAGGCAAUCAAGAGGGAGCUAGGCACUGCUACAUGACUUCGGUCUCCAAACCUUGGAGGGAUAAGCAAGUAACCAACCCAGAGCCGGCUCAAUUUGAAGUCCGAACUACACAGCAGGUAAUGGGUGUAGAAUUGUCGGAUAACAAACCUGAGGAUGAAGCCAGAGCCAUUCCAACAGAAGAGGUGGAAGAGGUACAGCUCGACGACAACAAUCCCACUAAUAAGACACAGAUUGGGACCAAGCUGAGCUCGAAAGAACGAGCAGAGCUCAUUAGCUUUUUGAAGUUGAAUAGAGAUGUGUUUGAAUGGACCUCAGCUGAUAUGCUGGGCAUACCCACCUCGGUCGCAAUACAUAAAUUAAGAACUCAUCCUUUGAAGAAGCCCAUAACACAGAAGAGACUUUGGCAAAGAAAGGCUGGAAACAAUCAGGGCAGAAUCAAGAAGUCGAAUGGCAAAUGGAGAAUGUGUAUUGAUUACACAAAUUUGAAUGAGGCUUGCCCAAAUGACUGUCAUCCUUUGCUGAGUAUAGAUAAGCUGGUGGAAGCUGCAUCCGGAAAUGAAAGACUUAGCCUUUUAGAUGGUUACUCGGGAUAUCAACUCCACAUGGCACCCGAGGACGAGGUGAAGACCUCCUUCUAUGCAGGUGACGAGAUCUAUUGCUAUAUAAUGAUGCCAUUUGGGCUCAAGAACUUUGGGGCUACAAAUCAUAAGAUGGUGACGAUUGUGUUCCAAGCUCAGAUAGGUAGGAAUCUAGAAGUCUACGUUGAUGACAUAGGGGUUAAGAGUCUCAAGAUCUUGCAAAAGCUGGAAUGCUCGAGCAGACUUAUCAAAUGGGCAGUGGAGUUAGGAGAAUUUCAGAUAACAUUCCAACAAAGGUUGUCAAUUCGGGCUCAAGCCUUGGCAGACUUUAUUGUAGAAUGCACAUCAAGUUAUGAAAGUGUUGAUUCUGAGGUUGAGCUAUGGACCCUCUAUGUGGAUAGGUCAUCAAGCAAUAGAGGGUCGGGUGCUGGAGCGGUGUUGAUGGGGCUAGGGAACUUCCGAAGUGAGCACGCCCUAAAAUUCAAUUUCGAAGCAACAAAUAAUAUGGUCAAGUAUGAGGCACUUCUCCUAGGGCUUCGCUUAGCAGCGAAGCUUAAGGUCAGAUCCCUGCAAGUUGAUAGUAACUCACAACUUGUAGUCAACCAAGUGAACUCUACAUGUGAGGUCACAGACCCUACCCUAGCCAAAUCUCUAGCCGUGGUUUCAAAAAUCAAAAGCCAGUUUGAAAGAUUUCAACUAACGAAAAUCUCGAGGUCAGAAAAUGAACAUGCUAACUCACUGUCAAAAUUAGCCUCUAACAGCUCAAGUGGACUGAGGUUAGUCUUUAUUGAAGUUUUAGCUGAACCGAGCUUUCAGAGGUCAAAGGUGAUGGAGGUUAGUACCGAUCCUGAAACCCCCAAUUGGACCGAUCCCAUUAAAGCUUAUCUCUGGGAUGAGACUGUCCCCAAUGACAAACGAGAAGAGAUGAAGUUGCGAAGGAAGGCAUCGCGAUACACCUUGGUGGAUGGUAUCUUGUAUAAGAGAUCAUACUCACUUCCUUUUCUUCGCUGUUUAACCCCUUAUGAGGCCAAGUAUGCUCUUUGCGAAGUGCAUGAAGGUGUAUGUGGGAAUCAAAUCGGAGCUCGAACCCUAACCCACAAGAAGUGCCAAUUCUUUGCACAUCUCACCCACCAACCAGCGGAAGAACUUACUACUUUGGUGUCACCGUGGCCUGUUGCACAGUGGGGGAUUGACCUUCUAGGUCCUUUUAUCAAGGGUGCAGAAGGAGUAACACACCUAGUCGUGGUAGUUGACUACUUCACAAAGUGGGUGGAAGCUCGACUUCUUUCUAACUUGACCUCGAGAAAAAUUGAAGACUUUGUUUUCAGCUCAGUUAUGUGCAGAUAUGGAAUUCCAAAUCAAGUCGUUGCAGACAACGAACCUCAGUUCAACUAUACCUCGUUCAAAGAUUUCUGUUCCAGCUAUUGGAUAAAGUUGGUUUUCACUUCUGUUUAUCAUCCUGAGGCAAACGAAAUGGUUGAGUCUGUCAACAAAGCCAUCUUGGAAGGGAUUAAACUGAGGCUAGAUCAAGUCAAAGCCAAGUGGGCAGACGAGCUCAACAAUGUUCUAUGAGCUUACCAAACUACGAGUCGAACAGCCACAUGUAUGCAACUCAACUUGCUUUUUAUUCUCUUUUGAUUUGAAGCUAUUACUAGCUAUAUGAAAUAAAUCCUAAAAUUACAA